UCAGAGAGGUCUGUGCUUGUAAUACGAACUGAAAAGAUGAGUUCUUCCAUUUACAGUGGGGAGCUAUUUGUUUUGCGAGGAAUUGUCAUUGCCAAUAAGAACAGAGAGUCAGGAGCAGGCGGAAGGUGAAUGCAGGUCCUUGGAACCAGGAAUGCUUCCUUCUGGCUUUGACUAGAAAGCUAAAGAUCUGCGGCUUCCCUCCCAUUGGCCAAUCUGCGUGGGUGUCAAGUUCCACACAUGAUUUAAUGGGUAAGAAGGAGAUGUCAGUGAAAAAAAGGAUCCAGAAUGAUUACUAACCUAUGACUCCCAACAGUAUGACAGAAAAUGGCCUUCCAGCCUGGGACAAACCAAAGCACUGUCCAGACCAAGAGCAAGACUGGAAGCUAGUAGGAAUGUCCGAAGCCUGCCUGCACAGGAAGAGCCACUCCGACAGGCACAGCACACUGAAAAAUGAGCAGGCAUCGCCGCACCUCAUCCCGGCCACUUGGACAAACUCCAUCUUCCAUCUGGACCACGAUGAUGUAAAUGAACAGAGCGUCUCGAGUGCCCAGACCUACCAAACAGAAGAGAAGAAAUGUAAAGGAUACAUCCCCAGCUAUCUAGACAAGGAUGAGCUCUGCGUAGUAUGUGGUGACAAAGCCACCGGGUACCACUAUCGCUGUAUCACAUGUGAAGGCUGCAAGGGUUUCUUUAGAAGAACCAUUCAGAAAAAUCUCCAUCCAUCCUAUUCCUGUAAAUAUGAAGGAAAAUGUGUCAUAGACAAAGUCACACGAAAUCAGUGCCAGGAAUGUCGCUUCAAGAAAUGCAUCUAUGUUGGCAUGGCAACAGAUUUGGUGCUGGAUGACAGCAAGAGGCUGGCCAAGAGGAAGCUGAUUGAGGAGAACCGGGAAAAGAGGCGGCGGGAAGAGCUGCAGAAAUCCAUAGGGCACAAGCCAGAGCCCACAGAUGAGGAAUGGGAGCUCAUCAAAACUGUCACUGAAGCUCACGUGGCCACCAAUGCCCAGGGCAGCCACUGGAAGCAAAAACGGAAAUUCCUGCCAGAAGAUAUUGGACAAGCACCGAUAGUCAACGCCCCAGAAGGUGGCAAGGUCGACUUGGAAGCCUUCAGCCAUUUUACAAAAAUCAUCACACCAGCAAUCACCAGAGUAGUGGAUUUUGCCAAAAAGUUGCCUAUGUUUUGUGAGCUGCCAUGUGAAGACCAGAUAAUCCUCCUCAAAGGCUGCUGCAUGGAGAUCAUGUCCCUUCGAGCUGCUGUGCGAUAUGACCCAGAAAGUGAGACUUUAACCUUGAAUGGGGAAAUGGCAGUGACACGGGGCCAACUGAAAAAUGGGGGUCUUGGGGUUGUGUCAGACGCCAUCUUUGACCUGGGCAUGUCUCUGUCGUCUUUCAACCUGGAUGACACGGAAGUAGCCCUCCUUCAGGCUGUCUUGCUAAUGUCUUCAGAUCGCCCAGGGCUUGCCUGUGUUGAGAGAAUAGAGAAAUACCAAGAUAGUUUCCUGCUGGCUUUUGAACACUAUAUCAAUUACCGAAAACAUCACGUGACACACUUUUGGCCAAAACUCCUGAUGAAGGUGACGGACCUGAGGAUGAUCGGAGCCUGCCACGCCAGCCGCUUCCUGCACAUGAAGGUGGAAUGCCCCACAGAACUCUUCCCCCCUUUGUUCUUGGAAGUGUUUGAGGAUUAGACUGACUGGAUUCAUUCUCAUAAUUCCUACAGCACUACUGGGUGUCAUUUCAUUCCAUUGCCUAGCUCUUUAUUGUUCGUUUCUUUGUCUCUUUGUGUUGGGAAGGCUCGUUUGGGGGUAAAGGGAGGUGUCCUUGGCAAAGACAUGGAUGAAAUUGCCCCUCGAAUGUGGGUACUUGUAACUAUUGCAUUUCGUCCUCUGGUCCUUUGAUGUGAAUGCUUUGAAGGGUUUUGCAGUUGCGGAGGUGGGGUGAGGGACAAUCAUUAUUUCACCAGCAUCAAGCCAUCACCAGCUCCCACCUGUCCCUGGUCAAGACUCGAGCAAGCCAGAAGGCACACAAAAGACUAAGGAAGCCUUACAGCCAAGAUAAUACAGUCAUCUUGAUCCAAUCUGAUUUGUUCAGGGCUCAAGUUAGCAAAGCACAGACCACCUUUGGCAAGACAUAGUUUUCAGCUUUUGGGGGAAAGAUUCAAACAAAUUUUCAUCUAGUUAUCUGUAUUUAGCCCUCAUUCUCUCCUAGCAGGUUCACUUGGAAUGUGCAGGAAUAUUUGUGCCCUAACAAAUCAGCUAUCCAUUCAAUAUCAUUUUUGUGACUUUUUUAUUUAAUUCUAGUUAUACAAACACAACUGAAAGAUGUGCAGGUAUAUGACUGACUGAGGCUACAAGGAAAAUAAUUUUCUUGAGUCAGCCCAAAGAAAUUAGAUUCAACAGUGUUAGUGACUGCAGUUUGCAAAAAUUCAUAUAGUAUUACCUCGGGGUAAAAAGGCUUCUUUACAGUUUUGGCCCACAGAAACAUUCCCACCGAAAUCAAACCUAUUUACAGGGUGUCAUCACUUUUCAAUGGCAUCUGAUCUGUCAUCUCCAAGCUCCUGAACUUAUUUCUCCUGACUGCAUCUUUGCUGAGCUGACAAGAGAUUUCCCUACGGAUCAUAUCUUCUAAUCGAGGAGAGAGAAACAAGCUGAAAUUUGAGUCUUAUUUGGAGGAACUGUGAAGCAAGAUUAGUGUGGUUUCACUCUCAGUUGAAACACAGUAUUUGUGUACUGAUUGCUUGAGGAUGCUUUCGUCUGGUCUUAGAUCCUCAAGUUCUUUGCUUGAUUCACAUAUACUUUCUGGUUCCCCUUUCCCUCUGACUCUGAGGCACUACAUAGCUUGACUUUCUCUAACCACCACCAAUCCCACCACUGAUCCUCCUGUCCUCUCUCCAGCUUUACCCUGAGUCACUCAGCAGAAAACCUCUGCAGUCCACGUUAGGGAACACACUCUUGCCUUCACUGCCCAACCCAUCAUCCUACUGCCCUACCAACCAAGAUGGAGUAACUGUCCCGGAAAAUCAGUGGUGACACCUCAGCACUUCAGCAUCAGAAAAUGGGCAAGAAAUGUGCCCAUGCAAUUGAAUGUACCUCAUUCCUCACUGGCAUGGUAGAUGUAAACUAUUCCUUUGCCUGCCUUUUACUGCCUUAUCCUAAAAAUAUUGGGGAAGAUAAGCCAUAUCACUGAGAUUUACCUAAAAACAAAAGAAGGAAAGUCACUGUGAAAACCAAGUUGACUAAUUUCAUUUUAGGUUUGGGGAGCACAAUUGGCCUAGAAGUCAGGGCACCUUGGUUCCAGUGUGUACUCUGUUGGCUGGUACAUUCAGAACCUUGAACCUUGGUUUUCUUAUGUGAUAAGCAAAUCAAGAUCUCCAAAAUCCGUCUCACCCUCCACAUUGUGUGAACUGGAGGGAAGGGUGAGUUCUUUGGGGGUGGUUUCUUUCACAUUCAAAUUUCUAGCUUUAUUACAAAUAUAGCCCAUGAGCAGUUAAGGAACGUAUACCUGACACUGAUUCAAAAUAAAAACUGUAUACAAUACUAGUCAACCAUUCAGAGAAAGCACUGUGCCCUUGGGAAAAGGAGGGGAAUAGCAUUCAAAAUACCAAAAAUGAUUGACAAUAGUUGAGGUGGGGGGGGUGAUGUUCUAAAGCGGUUUUACUGGCUUCUAGGGAAAGGAAACAAUAUUGCUAUGGAACACUAUUAAUGACAGAGAGGAAGUGGGUGAAGAGUAUAAAAGUAUGACCAUGAAAUUCCUAAGCAUCUCACCUGCUUGGCACUGUCUACAGACAGCUGUUCUGGAUUUUGUCUUUUCCACACAGCCCCCAGCUGGUCUCCUUACUUACCUGCUGUUAGCACCUUAGCCCCUCUGCUGACUCACCUCCAAAGAUAAACACUUGGCCAUCUCUAGCUCAAGGGGAUUUGAGGAGUUUGUUGUGUGGGGCAAAGGAGUGAGAGGAAGACAUGCAGGUUGGGUGCUGGACAGGCUCACAGAUGCAGGGGUGUCCAGCUCUCCAGGGAGUGUCCUUAUUUUGUGUCAUGGAUUCCCCAGAACAAACUCCAGUAUCAGUGCAGAGCCCACCCCCAAGCUCAGAACACUUUGCGGGAUUGACCACAACUGGGCAUUGGCCGUAUGGUGACGUAUUUAUGGCCAUCAGGCCCUCCCCAGGCAAAGGAAUGUUUGAUCCUCACCUCCUUAAAUGAUUGCCUUACCUAGGCAAAGCCCCGUCCUAGAAGUGUGUUGAAGGCUGAACACCUUAUGCUGAUAGAAGUCAGUUUCUGGUUCAAAGGAAAAGCUUUAAGGACUCAAAGAUUGGUGCCCCUGGUGAUGACAGCAACUAACCUCAUUCCGCGCAAAACUGACGGGGGUGCUUAGUGUAUCUCAAGACCCCAUCUCAUAAAACGUAACUGUAAGGAUUUGCUCCUGAUUUUCUUUUUAAACCUUUUUUCUUAUACUGUCCAGACAUCUAAAUCAUGUGAAUGUGAACCUGAAAGUUUUCCCUCCUGCCCCACCCGUGGGGAGGCACUCCAGUAGAGAACACACCCACACCACUGGGGUCCUUAUUUAUAACUGUCCUCCUCCAGAAUCGGAAGGGGUGGGCACACACCAUGCACUCUUCUGUACCUAUCUGUGUGUACUCUGCUCAUCGGUUUAGACGUGCAGUUCUCCAGAAACAGUGAAAACGGUGAGAGAUUUCCUUCUCUAUGAGUCUGCCCAAAACACUACGUGCCGCCUCAGAGCCUCUUCCAGUCCCGUGAGCUUCCGUCCUCAGUGACGCUGGACGUGUUAAUGCUCAGCCCAGCCACGCCCUCAUUUGUGUCCGGAUGGAGACCGCCUCAGCCUGCAGUGCAAGCAUCGGGAGGAAUGCCAGGCCCGGCUCUGCUCCAGCAACGCCAUUCUCCGUCCUAGCUGCUCCUUGCAAACAGGUGUACAAGCCUUGAUCUCCCAACACUAAGCACCCCCGUCCCGACGCAGCCUCCUUGGAACUGCUGAGGACCCGCAGAGCAUGUCACUGUCGGUGAUGCAUUUUUAUUCUAGGGAACUCUAACCCAUCCGUGUCAUAUUGACCUUUUGCUGCAUGAGUCCUAAAUUAUGAAGUCGGUCAUGGUUUUUGAGAUGUAGCCAGCGUUUAUAAGGCUAAACCUUUUUCAUGAACUUUUUAAGUGACUAACCAAGCCACAGUCCUCCUCAAAAGGAGAGUAAUGACAGAUAUUUAAAUCCCUGUGCCCUCUCCAACGGCCAUGGCAUCAGGUUCUAAAAUAAGCUCGUAAUUUUUCCUGUUAUUUUAAUAAUAUGGAAAUAUUAGCAUAGUGUUUCUUUUGAUAGUGAUAUACUGUAAUCCAUAUUUAAAUUUUAUAGAGAAAUUUUAUUGUACUGUGAUGUAGAUAUUUAUUAUCCAGGUAAGGAUUUGCCCAGUGUGUAUUUUUUACAAUGAAACAUUUUACUUUAAUCUUUAAAAAAAAAUACAUUAAAAUACAUACACAAAAAAAAACAGACUAGGGAGAAAAAAAAAAGGUUUGGCCUUAUCACAGAAAUUUUACUGUGCUGUAUAAAUGUUUGCAAAUGCAAAAAGUGUGCAUUUCUAGUGUGUUUCACAUUAAUUAAUGCCGCCUUCAAGAGCAAUAUCAUGCAGGUAAAACGCUGUUUGUGGCUUUCUGUUGCACAGUUAAAGCUGACCCACCUUUAUGCACAAGACAAUCAAAUAUCAGUCUGUCCUCAGGAUGCAGAUAGUGCUCAUGUAAAUCAUGGAGCACAGUGUGAGACAGAAGACAUUUUACACAGGCGUUGAUAUGGAUGAUCAGGGCAUGAAUCAGCUGAUGUGACUUUCUACCAUUUCUUUCUUUUGGUUCUUCCUUAUGGACUUGACAUCUUUAAUUUGCUAAGAGCCAAAUUAGUUCUCCAUGCUUUCCACAGAGAAAACACUUUUCUUUCAUUCUAUACUAUUUUCAUGCCCUGAAGACUGGAAAAAUGCUACAGAAUUGAAGAUUUACAGUCAUUGGAAGAUUUAUGUUUUGCAAACAGUGUUGUGAUAUUGCUACAUUGGUAAUAUUUUUUUCAGCCUAAAACUCUGUUGAAAUCUGUGAUCAAAAUGUUUUAAACUAUCCAAAAAGAAAAUUUGUAUAUUUGGGAAAAAUGAAUUUUUACAUAGCUUUUGUAUGCAGAUAUCAAAUUGUAAUUAUGAAUAUAGUGGGCGUAGAUAAACUCAUAAGC
Molecule: messenger RNA, 6204 nt
Organism: Fukomys damarensis (Damara mole-rat)
Lineage: Eukaryota; Metazoa; Chordata; Mammalia; Rodentia; Bathyergidae
Gene: Thrb
Product: thyroid hormone receptor beta
Exons: 10
Coding region: 300-1685 (461 amino acids)
Biological process (GO): retinoic acid receptor signaling pathway; thyroid hormone receptor signaling pathway; cell differentiation
Molecular function (GO): nuclear receptor activity; zinc ion binding; RNA polymerase II cis-regulatory region sequence-specific DNA binding
Source: RefSeq, a predicted model, not a curated record